AUGCCAACGGUGGAGCUUUCCCUUCACCUGGAAACUCCACCCAAGAACAAAAUGAUCCGACAUAACAGAACCGGUGGAGACGAGAAACCAACGAACAUAUCUUGCAAAAGAACCGAAGAUAGAUCUCUGACAGUAGAAACAAGCGGUUUUCUAGGUUUAUCCUUUGAACGGAGCCAUCGUCACAUCGAUUUGAUGUGUAAAGACCAUCGUAAUCGACCCAAACCUGCAUCGCUUACGACUGAUCAAAGUCAGAUUCUUAAACUGACCAGUCUCUCGUCCCAGUAUCCAGCUCGUCGAACUGUUUAUCGACUCAAGCUGUUGAUAUCGAUUCCGACAUGGUUAUCGUCCGGAUCAUUGAACUCGGAAUUCGAAUCGUGUCUAAUUCGACAGCGAACACAUGAUUUGUGUCAUUACCGUUGUUGUGACGUUGAAGAGACCCAUGUAUUGGCUGGCAUCGGCGAUACGGGAGGCUUGCUUAGGAGCGACGACAAAGGCUAUGCCGCCGCUAAGUAUCGGACGAGAGUGAUGGCGAAGACAAAGGUUGUAGAGAAGGACGAGACGUUGCCGUUUGGAGAAUCUUUGAACCGGAUUGGUUUGGUAUAG
This is a messenger RNA of Microthlaspi erraticum, 603 nucleotides long. Lineage: Eukaryota; Viridiplantae; Streptophyta; Magnoliopsida; Brassicales; Brassicaceae. The record is from the annotation of a GenBank genome assembly.